This is a messenger RNA of Truncatella angustata, 969 nucleotides long. RefSeq names its product 60S ribosomal protein L44. NCBI's taxonomy places the organism in Eukaryota, Fungi, Ascomycota, Sordariomycetes, Amphisphaeriales, Sporocadaceae. Bases 1 to 969 code for a protein of 322 amino acids. The record is from RefSeq and is a predicted model, not a curated record. The transcript has 3 exons.
AUGAGCUCAGUUUUGGAAUCCACGGAUCUCAAGAACAAGCUCGAGGAUCUUUCAGGGGUUGUCAUUAAACCUGGUGAAAAUCCCUACAACGCUCUGAUAGAGGCUUGUGGUAAUGAUCCUGCUCAAAUACAAGCGCUCUACGCGGCGCAUCGUGUAAAGCGAAAUGCUCAGCAGAGGGAGAAGUUCGUCUCGCCGGACUUCAGAGAGCUCAUCAUAGACCCGUACCUUCUAAGACUCGAGAAUCCGGAGAUCGAGCCAGGUUUCAAGGACCAGAGAAAUUGCAUGACCUUUUGGGGUCGGCCUCCGAUCCACGUACUGGAACUUGCUGACAAGCUUCAACAAAAACUCAAGGCUUGCGCUCCUAGUAUCUGGUUGAUGCCAUUACACCGCAUGCACAUCACGACACUCGAAAUAACGUUUUCCAAGACACCAGAGGAGGUUCAUUCUAUCAAGAAGGUUUUAGAGCCCGCUGUUCCAACGGUAGCGAACUACACACUCCGCCACCGUGCUCGCUUGGUGAAGCCGCUCAUUUCUUAUGACUUGUCUGCAUUCGCUAUGUCGUUCCUUCCAGCCAGCAAUGAGCCUAAUAUCUCACCGCCACCGACAGCACUUGAGACCGGCGAAGUUGAGGAAGGGGAUCAAUACUCCUAUCAUCAUCUCAGGCGAGAUGUGUGGGACCUAGCUAAGAAGGCUGGAAUCACGGUCGAUUCUCGAUAUAUUGUACCUAGUGCUCAUAUAACCCUUGGGCGGUACCUUACAGAUGAGGAGCACGCCACUCCUGAGCAAAGGAAGAAAUGGGUUGACACAAUCGACGAGAUCAAUCAGUGGCUGGAGAAGGAAGUUUGGAACCAAGAUGGCGCUGACUUGAUUGGUGAGUGGCUCGUGGGCCAAGAGAAGGGCCUCGAUGUCAGAGUUGGAACCUUGUGGUAUGGAGGUGGGCGAUCCGUGCUUACUGGCGAAGGCUUUUGA